AGGCCUAACCCUAACCCUACCGUAAGUCUUAAGGUAAGAAGUAUAGAGAGGUAACUAGUAGUAAGGGUAAAAGAGUUUAUAAAGAGAGAAGAGAAGAAGUACCUUUAUACCUAAAUAAGCAGUUAGUAGUUGUACCUUGGAAAGCACCGAUAACUAGUUAACUACCUAGUUACGCACGCCGCACUUUCCAGCAGGGAGUAGAUCUUUAUCUACGGUAAUAAAAUCACCGGCAAGCAACGCAUGAAAGACAAGAAAUCGUGCAUUAUUAUUGAGGUUUGGAGCAUCAUUAGUUAGCCAACCAAUCAAAGCAAUCAACUAAGUUAAGUGUGUUAAUAGGCGAUUUGAUUACUCCGUACUCUGACAGAUAUCAUGAACAGAAAAUAUAGCUAGUUACUUGGUAGUUGAUUUUGGCCAUUAUUGAAUUAUUAGCCUAGUUCAGCAACACCGCUAUGAUGUGAUUCGGGAUACGCCUUAGUCAUUCCCCCCGUGUGCGUAUAGUAAACGGCCUUGAUCUCCUAUAGUUCGAGUGCUGAUUUUAAUAACUAACUAGUUUAUGUCCUUUAUGGCUCCGUGUUUAACUUCCGUAAUCAAAUAUUGAGUUACUUUAUCUAGAUAUAUUAAUCGCAGGCAACCUGUCCUACUGGAUGAAAUUCCGCGUUUGGCUGGGGGCAAAGCUAUAUGGGGAAUCGAGGUCGCCAAAGGUAUACUAUAUUGGGCCGCGAAAGAUCUUAAGGGUAUGCUGCCACCGCACGGAGCUCGAGGCAAUGGAGGCGACUAUCAGAAUUCGGGAUAUGACCAUCGAUUGGGCAGCCGACGAUUUGGACCAUUCAGUCUCGCAGAGUUUCAUAAAUUUGUGCGACGCGACGUGGAUUUGGAGAGCUAGGAGGCCCGCGACGAAAUUGUGGCUCGAGUGCAUGGCCGGGCGGACAGUUAACUACUCUACGAAGUUCACUCACGCGGACUUAUCGCCGUCAAACAUCAUGGUGAAGGAUGGAAAGAUCACAGCGAUUAUCGAUUGGGAGUUCGCAGGUUGGUUUCCAGAGUAUUGGGAGUACACCAAGAUAUACUACGGCUUUCGAGAGUUUCGGAAGGAUUUCUACAGCGAAGUAAAGCAUUUCUUUACAACUUACCCGGAAGAGCUCGACGCUGAACAGGCAAUAUGGGUGAUCACCGGGCCAUUCGACUACGACCCUGUCUGGACAGUUGUUACGGCUGAGCAACAGCGCCUUGAAAUAGAGGUAAAAGCACGGGCUAAACCCGAGAUUGGAAAUAGCGAAGCCUAG
This is a messenger RNA of Trichophyton rubrum CBS 118892, 1283 nucleotides long. RefSeq lists its product as uncharacterized. The record is from RefSeq and is a predicted model, not a curated record. The coding region runs from base 645 to 1283 and encodes 212 amino acids. The transcript is spliced from 2 exons. NCBI's taxonomy places the organism in Eukaryota, Fungi, Ascomycota, Eurotiomycetes, Onygenales, Arthrodermataceae.